CCGUUUAGGCGGUAAUGUGGACGCUCAGCCGUGGGCUCAGGCGCGGGGGUCCAGAAGGCCGGCCCCCCGCGCGCGGUAGCGUAGGCGCGUGGCGGGAGCGGUGAGGAGGCGGCAGCGGGCGCCGCUGACUGGAAGGCGGCGCCUCCCCCCUCACAGCAGGCCGGGCGCGGGGCUGGAUGAAUGGAGCGGGGGAGCCAGCGGGCUGCGGCGGAGGGAGCGGCGGGGCCUGCGCGCCGGAAGUGAGCGGCCGGGGAGAGCCCGGCGCGGCGGGGCUGAGGCUGAGUCAGGCACUGGGGCGUGGGGAGAAGACGCGCCGCAGCCUCCGGCCAGGGACGCGCUCGGGCUGCCAGGCGGGGGCGGCUCCGCGCUGAGCGAAGGGGCCGGGAAGCGCCUGGGGGAGCCGCCGGCGCCGCGCUGCCACCAUUAGCCGGGCGGCGAGAGGAGGAGCCGGGGGAGCCGCCGCCGCGUGUUACUCAACUCACACGUGGAACAGACAACUCUAGAGUGAAAGAUGGAGCAAUUAUCAGAUGAAGAACUUGAUCAUGGUGCAGAAGAAGAUAGUGAUAAGGAAGACCAAGAUCUGGACAAGAUGUUUGGACAAUGGCUUGGGGAGCUGGACAAACUCACACAGAGUUUGGAUACGGACAAGCCCAUGGAGCCAGUAAAGAAAUCCCCUCUUCGCCAAGAAACCAACAUUGCCAAUUUCUCCUAUCGCUUCUCCAUGUACAAUUUGAAUGAAGCCCUGAAUCAGGGGGAGACUGUGGAUCUGGAUGCCCUCAUGGCCGAUCUUUGUUCCAUAGAGCAGGAGCUCAGCAGCAUUGGGUCACAAUCAGCAAAUAGUGCUGCAAUGAAGCGUCUAGCCACAGAAACAAAAGUAGCUCAGAAACCACCUGCUGGUCGACUUUCCUCUAAACACAGCAGUAUAAAAGGAUCCUCCUCUUCAUCUGGUAGGGUAACUAAGCCUUCAAAUGCCAACUUUUCCUUGGAGGACAUUACUGCCCAGUUAGAGAAGGCUUCUAUGAGCAUGGAUGAAGCAGCCCAGCAAUCUGUAAUGGAAGAUGCUAAACCUGUAGUUACUGCUCAGCAUAGGAGGACAGCAUCAGCUGGCACAGUGAGUGAUACUGAAGUGCGCUCGAUCAGUAACUCAUCCCGUUCCAGCAUAACCUCUGCAGCAUCCAGCAUGGACUCCUUGGAUAUUGAUAAAAUGACAAGACCUCAGGAACUGGAUUUGACACAGCAAGGGCAACCCAUUACUGAGCAUAAUGUUUCUGUGGGACAUCCCAUCAAGCAGUCCAAGCGUCACAUUGACUUCACAGAAGAGGAGGCUGAGCUGACUCCUCACUCCUAUUUGGACAGGGAAACAUCCCUUCUUCUGAGAAACAUUGCAGGAAAGCCUUCUCAUUUGCUGACCAAGGAAGAGCAGGCUGCUAAACUGAAAGCUGAGAAGAUCAGGGUUGCUUUGGAAAAGAUUAAAGAGGCACAAGUGAAAAAGCUGGUAAUCAGAGUUCACAUGUCUGAUGAUAGCUCCAAAACUAUGAUGGUGGAUGAGAGACAGACAGUAAGACAAGUACUGGACAAUCUGAUGGACAAAUCCCACUGUGGCUACAGUUUAGACUGGUCACUGGUAGAAACCAUAUCUGAAUUACAAAUGGAAAGAAUCUUCGAGGACCAUGAAAAUUUAGUUGAAAAUCUUCUAAACUGGACCAGAGACAGUCAAAACAAACUUAUAUUUGUGGAACGUAUAGAAAAAUAUGCACUUUUCAAAAAUCCCCAGAACUACCUGCUGGGGAAAAAAGAAACCUCUGAGAUGGCAGACAGAAAUAAAGAAGUGCUGCUGGAGGAAUGUUUUUGUGGAAGUUCUGUAACUGUGCCAGAAAUAGAGGGAGUCCUGUGGCUGAAAGAUGAUGGCAAGAAGUCUUGGAAGAAGCGUUAUUUUCUUUUGCGAGCUUCUGGAAUCUACUAUGUCCCUAAAGGAAAAGCAAAGGUCUCGCGAGAUCUGGUGUGCUUUCUUCAGCUAGAUCAUGUCAAUGUUUACUACGGACAGGACUAUCGGAACAAGUACAAAGCACCUACAGAUUACUGUUUAGUGCUGAAGCACCCUCAGAUUCAGAAGAAGUCUCAGUAUAUCAAAUAUCUCUGCUGUGAUGAUGUGAGAACUCUACACCAGUGGAUAAAUGGCAUCCGUAUUGCUAAGUAUGGGAAGCAACUGUAUGUGAACUACCAGGAAGCCCUGAAGAGGACAGAGUCAGCAUAUGACUGGACUUCCUUGUCAAGCUCCAGUAUCAAGUCAGGAUCCAGCUCUUCCAGUUUACCAGAGUCUCAGUCAAAUCACUCUAAUCAAUCUGACAGUGGAGUUUCUGACACCCAACCAACUGGCCAUGUCCGUUCCCAAAGUAUUGUCAGCUCUAUCUUCUCUGAGGCCUGGAAGCGAGGCACUCAGCUGGAAGAGUCCAGCAAGGCCAAAAUGGAGUCUGUGAGCCGACCCUUCACUUCACUUGCACCUGCCAUGUCCCCACAAAUUAAAGUGGCUACCCCAUACACAGCUUCUCAGCCAUCGCCUCCCCUUCCACCACCCCCACCGCCACCACCACCCCCUCCUCCACCCCCUCCUCCGCCACCACCCCCGCCUCUUCCCAGCCAGUCUACGCCUUCGACCGGCUCAGCAGCCCCCCUGUUUGUCAAGUACAGCACGAUCACGAGGCUGCAGAAUGCCUCCCAGCAUGCUGGGCCUCUCUUUAAACCUCCCCCCAUCACCCAGCAAAUGCCACCACCCCCAGCGCUGGGAAAACUGCCCAUGCUGGUGGCUCCCCCUCCUCCCCCACCUCCUCCUCCACCUACCCCCGGAUCAGCUAUGGCACAGCUGAAACCAGCCCCCUGCCCCCCGUCAGUGCCACCGUUCACCCCACCACCACCCCCUCUCAAAAUCCAUCAGGUUCCACAGAACGUUACUCCAGUGGCUGUGUCAUCACCACCCCCUCUACCUCCCCCUGUGCCUGCAGCGCCUCCCCCCCCAGCCCCUCCUAAACCCCUCCUACCUGUCCCCACGCAGGCAAGUGCAAAGGCAGCAUCGCCCAUCGUGACCAACAUCCCGCCACCCGGGCCCAUUCCCCCUCCUCCUGCAAUAAAAAAGCAGCCAAAUUUCACAGCUUCCCAAGUUCCUCCACCAGCACCUGUUCCUCCAGGGCCUACUCCCCCACCCACCUUACCAAAACAGCAGAGUUUCUCUGUUAAACCUCCCCCAUCCCCUCAGUCUCCUGUGCCCUCUGUUGUGAAGCAGAUAGCCAGUCAGUUUCCACCUCCCCCGACCCCUCCAGCCACAGAGCCUCAGCCUUUAAAGCCUGUCCCAGUAAGUGGGGCGCCACAGUCUCCCCCAGCAGUGAAAGCAAAGCCCAAGUGGCAGCCCACCUCUGCUCCAUCUCCUGAUUUUCCUCCUCCACCACCUGAGAGCAGCUUAGUGUUUCCUCUGCCACCUUCCCCAGCUCCCUCUGCAGCUUCUCCUACCCUGGACAAGGCGGGAUCUCCAGUCAAAAAGGCCAGCAAGACCUCAAGUCCUGGAGGGAAGAAACCACCUCCAACACCUCAACGAAACUCUAGCAUCAAAUCCAGCAGCUCUGCUGAGUAUCAUGAAUCUAAGAGACCUUCGGUGGACAGCCUUGUCAGCAAAUUUGCACAUCCACCAGAGCCUUCAGGAUCUUCUUCCAAGGAGCCUCCACCUCCUCCUGCAGCUCCUCCAAAGCCAGGAAAGCUAAAUCUUUCUGGGGUGAAUCUGCCUAUAGUUCUUCAGCAAGGAGGUAUUUCAGCAAAGGUACCUGCAGUAGGAGUGUCUGGGAAGGAUUCCAUGGUAGAAUUUCCUUCUCCUCCAUCCGAUUCAGACUUUCCACCACCUCCACCAGAAAUAGAUCUGCCUUUACCACCAGUAGAGAUCCCAUCCGUGUUUUCAGGUAGCACCUCUCCAAAAGUUGCUGUUGUUAAUCCGCAGCCUCAGCCCUGGUCUAAAUCAUCAGUGAAAAAAGCCCCUCCGCCCACACGUCCCAAGCGGAAUGACAGCACCCGGCUUACGCAGGCAGAAAUCAUGGAAUCACAGGGGCCGGUCAGUCCACAAGUGCCCACCUCGCCCAAGUCCAGCCUUAGUGUUCAGCCUGGCUUCCUGGCAGACCUAAACAGGACUCUGCAGCGGAAGUCCAUCACUCGGCAUGGCUCUCUCUCUUCUUCCCGUGUGUCCAGAACAGAGCCGACUGCCACGAUGGAUGACAUGGCCUUGCCUCCACCCCCACCGGAACUGCUUGCAGACCAGCAAAAGACUGGCAGCUAUGGAGGCAGUCAUAUAUCAGGCUAUGCAACGUUGCGGAGGGGGCCACCGCCUGCUCCCCCCAAAAGGGAUCAGAACACCAAGCUGUCUAGGGACUGGUAAUCACUAGGUGAACUCUAUUUUGCGUGACUUUCAGUCAAUUCUACAAUCAGCAAAUCUGUACUUUGUGUGGAGAGAGAACAUGUGGCUUGUGCGAUAACAUGAGGAAGACGUGGUCACCCACUGUCACCAAGGGUAACUGUAUGCAUUCCCCUUCAGAACUAGUCCAAAAAGUUUGAGGGUUUGGGUUUGACUAUUUCAAGGGUGUGGAGGGGCAUUGUCCUCUCCCUUGCAAUUUCUUUUAUCCUUCAUAUGGAUUGGACCAAAAACCUUUCUUACUUUUUUCUGCAUUUAAGAAAGAAAAGAAAUUUUUUGUAGUGUCUGUCCAUGUGAGAUAAGUUUGUGCAUGUAUUAUAAAUGUAGUUAUAUAAUAGAUUGUGAUAUAUUACGUCGCAGUUAUAGAAGAUAACCAGAAUGUUUUUGUAGCUCUGUAUUUAUUGUUUCAGUCCACUGACGUAUAUAUUACUCGGAAUUGGACUCUAACCAGUCAAACCUUUACAUGAAGAUGAAGAUGUAGGGGGCACUUUAAAUCAAAAAAAGCAUCUUUUAGCAGUUUGUGACGGGUAAAUGGUACAGAACUGAAGCAUUCUGUCAGUAUCUGUACAUUUUCAAUUGAUUGAAAAUACAGACACAACAUACCAAAACAUUCUGGUCGUAAUACUACUGAAAAUAAAUACAUUUUGAGCAAAAAAAAAAAAAA
Messenger RNA from Chrysemys picta bellii (western painted turtle), 5108 nucleotides. It is a transcript of the gene RAPH1, whose product is annotated as Ras association (RalGDS/AF-6) and pleckstrin homology domains 1. Gene Ontology annotation, cellular component: cytosol; plasma membrane. NCBI's taxonomy places the organism in Eukaryota, Metazoa, Chordata, Testudines, Emydidae. The record is from RefSeq and is a predicted model, not a curated record. Gene Ontology annotation, biological process: signal transduction.